AUGAGGAAUCAUGUUUUCUACAUUGCUAUCUUUUUCCUAUUCUCUUUCGCUUUCUUACCGAGGGUUCAUUGUGCCGAAGGAACUUUUGCACCUUCCUUUUACACCGGUGAAAUCUACAAGGAACUUCAGAAUAUCGCUAUUCUUUUGAAUAAGGAUAUUAAAUCAAGUUUAGAUUUCUGCAUUAAAGACCCGAAAAAAGAUUGGGAAGAAGCUUUUGAUUUUACGGGAAGGUUGGACUUUGUUGAUUCUUGUGUUAAGAAAAAAGGAGAUUUCAGGGAUCGUAUAUGUACUGCAGCUGAAAUAAGGUACUACUUCCAUGGUUUCGUGGCACAGGGAGCAGCUACAGACAACUAUGUAAAACCUAACAAGAAUUGCAAUUUGACCUCAUGGGUUUCUGGUUGUGAACCUGGAUGGGGUUGUAGUACGGGCAAUAAUAUUGACCUAAGAAAGGACACAAAGGAAAUUCCAAAUAGAACCAAAAACUGUAAACCUUGUUGUGAGGGUUUUUUCUGUCCUCAAGGAUUGACUUGUAUGAUACCUUGCCCGCUAGGUUCUUAUUGCCCAGUUGCAAAACUGAACAAUGAGACUGGACUAUGUGACCCAUAUAGUUACCAGAUACCUCAGGGAGAAACAAAACAUACUUGCGGCAGUGCUGAUAUUUGGACUGGUGUGGUGAACAAUAGUGACAUAUUCUGUUCUCCCGGAUCAUACUGCCCAACUACAACACGUAAAGUUUCUUGUGAUCGUGGAUAUUACUGCAGGAUGGGCUCUACUCAUCAGAAUCCAUGCUCCAAGUUCAGCCAAUGUAAUCCAAACACAACGACCCAAAAUAUGCAUGCUUAUGGCGCUCUGCUUAUUGUUGCAUUGAGUACUGUCUUGAUCUUCAUUUAUAACUGUUCUGAUCAAGUUCUAGCUACUCGAGAAAGAAGGAAAGCUAAAAUCCAGAGAGGCAGCAGCAAGACAGGAUUGCAAGAUCAGCUAGUGCGCACUUUUUCUCGCAGAAAAUCAACAAAGCAAGGAGAGCAAGUUAAUCCUGCUACAGGCAAUCCAGUUUUGCCACCUAUGCCACCAGAACAACCAUCUGCAGCCACAAAGGAACCUAGUAACCUUACUAAAAUGAUGAAUUCCCUUGAGAAUGACCCUAAUAGUAAUGAAGGAUUCAAUCUAAAGAUUGGGGACAAAAAUAUUAAAAAACAAUUGCCUAAGGGAAAAAACUUACAUACACAGAGCCAUAUUUUAAGGUAUGCUUAUGGUCAGAUUGAGAAGGAGAAAGCUCAACAAGACAAAAAUAACUUGACCUUCUCAGGAGUGAUUUCAAUGGCCGCCGAUGGUGAGGAGGGUAGAUCGAGGCCUGAGAUCGAGAAAUUAAUUGGAUAUGUGCCGCAAGAUGAUAUUGUGCAUGGGAACUUGACAGUGGAGGAAAAUCUUCGUUUCAGUGCAAGAUGCAGACUAUCUGAUGACCUGCCAAAACCAGAUAAAGGUUCUGAUUGUUGA
Messenger RNA from Vicia faba (fava bean), 1494 nucleotides. Lineage: Eukaryota; Viridiplantae; Streptophyta; Magnoliopsida; Fabales; Fabaceae. The record is from the annotation of a GenBank genome assembly.